CGGAUGGACCACACAACCCCCGCCCCCGCCAUCGUGUAAGGAUGAUGAAGAAAUCUAACAAGAUCUUAACCUACUAUGAGGUAUGAACAACAACCAUAACAUAUCUCAGUAUCUCCCUACAAAAUUCUAUACAUAAUGUUCGGCGACGAUGGGCCAGCGGAUAUCCUCAAAUCAUCCUACCAAUAUGGAACGUCCGCACUCAAUCAAUCAAGUCGUUCACAACCGCUAAGAACUUUCCUUUUCGGCUAUCCACUCCACAAUUCGUUAGCCCCUCUGCUACACGCGAAAAUUUUCGAGGGGCUCUCUAUACCAUGGACGUACUCGCCCAUGGAAACCCAAGAUGCAUCGAGAUUUAUCCCUGCACUUAAAGCACCCGAUGUAAUCGGCUGUGCCGUUACGAUGCCUUAUAAGGUAUCCAUGAUGUCGGUUGUUGACGAGGUCACUGCUGAGGGUAAGAUAAUCGGGGCCAUCAACACUGUGUUUAUCCGCAAGGCGCAUGACGGAAGCCCUAGGUAUAUCGGAACCAAUACGGAUUGCAUUGGCGUGAGAGAAUCCUUCCUGCAGAACUUCCCGGACGUGCUGGAGCACUCUACGGGGAAACCGGGCCUCGUGAUAGGGGGAGGAGGGGCUUGCAGAUCUGCGAUUUACGCACUGUGGAAAUGGCUUGGGGCAAGUAAGAUAUAUCUAGUAAACAGAAUCGAAAGCGAAGUAACGGACAUGAUUCAGUCGCUAAAGACGGCUGGGUUUGACGGUGAACUCAUCUACGUGUCGUCGGUAGAAAUGGCUGAGGGUCUAGAAGCCCCGGUUCUAGUCGUUGGCACUGUUCCCGACUUUGCGCCGAGAGAAGAGGGGGAGAUCACUGCGAGAAAUAUCAUCACCACAUUCUUAUCAAAGGAGAGGAAAGGCUACGUUUUAGAAAUGUGUUAUCACCCUAAACCUAGGACUGAGUUCUUCGAAAUGGCUGUGGCGGCUGGGUGGAAAGUUCUGUAUGGGACCGAGCCGAUGAUCUACCAGGGGGUUGCGCAACAGGUGCUAUGGACGGAGUUGUCGCAAGAGAAUUUUAGUUUGGAUGAAGUGAAGAAGGUAAUUUCUGAGAAAUUGGAGAAGAUAUAGAGUUGAAGGAAAGCUAGGAAUUAAUCAUAUGCG
Annulohypoxylon maeteangense is the source of this 1146-nucleotide messenger RNA. RefSeq names its product NAD(P)-binding protein. The record is from RefSeq and is a predicted model, not a curated record. Gene Ontology annotation, molecular function: shikimate 3-dehydrogenase (NADP+) activity. NCBI's taxonomy places the organism in Eukaryota, Fungi, Ascomycota, Sordariomycetes, Xylariales, Hypoxylaceae. The transcript has a single exon. Gene Ontology annotation, biological process: shikimate metabolic process; chorismate biosynthetic process. Bases 136 to 1113 code for a protein of 325 amino acids.